Molecule: messenger RNA, 1684 nt
Organism: Ilex paraguariensis (yerba mate)
Lineage: Eukaryota; Viridiplantae; Streptophyta; Magnoliopsida; Aquifoliales; Aquifoliaceae
Source: the annotation of a GenBank genome assembly
UAGGAAGCUUUUGAUAGGAAACACGAGACCCUGCUCUUCCUUGAAGAAAAAAAAAGCCAAACCCACGCUAAAGAAGAAGAGAACGAAGGGAAAGAAAGAACCGGAAUAAGGCUGAAUUCUAUCUGUAUCUUUCUCGCUUGGACUCAUUCGUUUCAAUCGCAUCUCUCUCCUCUCUCCCUCUCUCUCCACAAAGCAUGGCAUAGCAACCAAGGCAGCCAAACAAACAAAGAGAAAGAAAAGUAGGUGAAAACAAAGUGAAGAGAAGGAUGGUGGUAGCCUGUUUCCAGAUGAACUCAUUUACUUUCGAUUCUCUAUAAGCUCUCUCUCUCUCUCAUUCUUUUCAUUUUUCCUUUUCUCAUUGAAGAGUCCGCCUUGGGUUGGGGCAUCUUCUUCUCUGUCAUGCUGUUUAUGUGUUAGCGUUUAUUAGCCCUCCCAUACGCGUCCCACCACAUUGCUUUCUCUCUUCUUAACCUCUCUUCAUCAUCAUAUCUCAUCCUCACCUCAAUACGUUUCUUUUUUCAUUCACUGUAUUCUUAUAAUAUGGCCGUUCAAGCUCAAUACCCAUCAAAUGUCCUCUUCCUGAACAGAAGCGUACAAGAAGGAAACAACCCACUGGGAGACGAAUAUUCAUUGCAGCCACAGCCAGGAGGAGGUGAAAGAGGAGGAUUCUUUGAUCAAUCCCAUAUGUUAUUCAACAAUGGAGUAUUAGGGACUAAUCAUUCACGCAAAAGAGGAAGAGAUGGGAAUAUCAAUCCAUUAGCCUCUAUGCAAUCUCAGCCUUCUCAGCUCAUAGACGUCACUCAGCUCCACACCCCUCAGCCAAAUGUCGUCUCUACUGGUCUCCGGUUGGCUUUUGGAGACCAACAACAAUUCCAACUGCAACAACGGCAACAACAUCAACAACCCCAGACCCAAAACCAACAGCAACAAACUCUCUCUCCUCAAUCCUCUGUUCUAUUAUCGCUAUUAGCAGAAGACUUUGAAGCCCAAAUCAAACAACAAAGAGACGAAAUAGAACAUUUUCUCCAAGCCCAGGGUGAACAAUUGAGGCGCACUCUAGCAGAAAGAAGGCAAAGCCACUACAGAGCGUUGCUAAGGGCAGCAGAGGAGUCGGUGGCGAAAAGGCUAAGGGACAAGGAGGCGGAGGUGGAGAAGGCGGCGCGGCAAAACGCCGAGCUUGAGACUCGGGCAGCGCGGCUGAGCGCGGAGGCUCAAGUAUGGCAGGCCAAGGCAAGAGCGCAGGAGGCCACGGCGGCGACGCUUCAGGCGCAACUGCAGCAGGCUAUAAUGAGCGGCCAGGAUAGGGAGGAAGGGGGAGGAGGAAGGGGGCAAGGAUGCGCCGCCGCGGGUGAAGCGGAGGACGCUGAGUCGGCGUACAUUGACCCGGACAGAGUCGUUGUGUCGACUGGGCCGUGUUGCAAGGCGUGUCGGAAACGAGUCGCCUCAGUGGUGCUGUUGCCGUGUCGCCAUUUAUGCGUUUGUACAGUUUGUGAUGCUGUGGUUCAAGCUUGUCCUCUCUGUCUCUCUCUCAGAAGUUCGAGUGUAGAGGUCUUUCUUUGUUAGGAGCCCUAGCCCAUUGUUAAAAAGCCUAGUUCAAGGCCCAGUAUUCUUAUUGGGUCUUGGCCCAUUUUUGUGAGGUGGGCCCAAUGGGGGUGAUGAUGGCAGGGUAGUGCAUUUGGAUGGG